Synchiropus splendidus (mandarinfish) is the source of this 17009-nucleotide messenger RNA. It is a transcript of the gene pard6a, whose product is annotated as par-6 family cell polarity regulator alpha. The coding region runs from base 219 to 1478 and encodes 419 amino acids. The transcript has 10 exons. Gene Ontology annotation, cellular component: nucleus; cell cortex; apical plasma membrane. Lineage: Eukaryota; Metazoa; Chordata; Actinopteri; Syngnathiformes; Callionymidae. The record is from RefSeq and is a predicted model, not a curated record. Gene Ontology annotation, molecular function: protein kinase C binding. Gene Ontology annotation, biological process: centrosome cycle; regulation of cellular localization; establishment or maintenance of cell polarity.
UGAGGAAGAGGAGGAGGAGGAAGAGGAGGAGGAGGACGCUGGUCCCUCGCAUCAGAGCUGCCGGACUCCACCUGUCGCGAGCGUCGUGUGUCCGAGUCCGGACCGAGGCUGUACCCCAGCGCAGCGCGGAGAGCGAGCGAGCGGAGUCGUGACUCGGAACAUGGAGCCGCAGCGCUGAGGACGGACGCGGAGCCCGAGACCGACGCUUCUCUCGGCGGAUGCUUUUAUCCGCAGUGCCUCCGCGGAGCACCAUGUCCAGACACCAGCAGCAGCAGCAGCAGCAGCAGCAGCAGCAGCGGACGCCGCUGAGAUUGACGGACAACGUGGUGGAGGUCAAGAGCAAAUUCGAGGCCGAGUACCGCCGCUUCGCCCUGAAGAGGAACGGUCCGGGGGGCUUCCAGGACUUCUACCGCCUGCUCCAGAAGAUCCACCGCAUCCCGGACUUGGAUGUGCUGCUGGGCUACGCCGACGACCACGGAGACCUGCUGCCCAUCAACAAUGACGACAACUUCUACAAGGCGGUGUCGUCGGCCAACCCGCUGCUGCGCAUCAUCAUCACCAAGAGAGAGGACGAGCCGGUGGUGUUCGGCACCAACUCGCUCCAGAGGCGUAAAAAGGGUCUGGGCCUCACCGGGCUGCGCAACACCAGCUCCGGCUCCACCCACUCCAAGAACAAGCCGGGCCUGAUGAUCGGGCUGCCGCAGAACUUCCGGCAGAUCUCCUCCAUCAUCGACGUGGACAUCCUGCCGGAGACACACCGCCGCGUGCGUCUGCACAAGCACGGCACGCACAAGCCGCUGGGCUUCUACAUCCGGGACGGGGUCAGCGUGCGCGUGACGCCCCAGGGCGUGGAGAAGGUGCCCGGGGUUUUCAUCUCCAGGCUGGUCCGGGGGGGUCUGGCCGAGAGCACGGGUCUGCUGGGGCUCAACGACGAGAUCCUGGAGGUCAACGGCAUCGACGUAGCCGGGAAGUCUCUGGAUCAGGUGACGGACAUGAUGGUGGCCAACAGCCACAACCUCAUCGUGACGGUGAAGCCGGCCAACCAGAGGAACAACGUGACGCUCCGAGGCGGGAGAGGCACCAUCGGGACCUCGGGCUCCGUGGGCUCCGCCGGGUCCGCCGGCUCGGCUCUGUCACACGACACGCCAAGCCCCGCCUCUCAAAGCAACCCCAUCACCGCAAGCAACAGCAUCGCCGAGGGCGACAGCGACGAGGACGAGGACGACGGCGACCUCAUCAUGGAGAGCGACCUCCUGAUGUACGAGUCCCACCGCCUGUCCAACAGCCACGACCUGAGCCGAGACCCGGCGAGCGGCGGGCCCCACAGCCACGCUCCGGCCAGGCCCCUCCCCCAGAGCGUCUCCAUGCCCGGCAGCAUAGGCGCCGCCCUCAGCGACCGCUCCAAUCACAACGGAAGCGCGGGCCACGCGGCCAGUCAGGAGAACCUGAGGGAGGACGGCAACGUCAUCACGCUGUAGUUCAGAACUGUGGACCAGACUGUGACCAAGCACCUUCACUUUACCUAAAGACGGCGCCCUGUCGCCGCGGAUCUUCCGUCUGUGGACCGUGUGCCUGACCCUGCAUGGACGUGACCUCGCCACCGGUGUCACCGCGGCGGCUUCUCCUCCUCAUUUUUCUUUCAAACGAACAGAAUGGAGCCAAAAAAAAUCAACAAGAGAAGAUGAAAAUGUAACAUGUAAUCGCACAUAUUUAUGUUCUGUAUUUGGCGGGAAAGUUCUAUCUGAGGUUGCUUUUUUUAUUUCUGUGAAGAAGAUUUUAAAGAACGUGUCGGAGUUCAGAGGGACCUGGAGAUCAAUCAGUCACAAAAUGGUCUUGAAUGAGCAGUGAAGUGGUCUCUCUGGGAGCGGCCCGGUCAGCCCAAGUCCAGCGGCGCGGCUCAUUGAACCACGCUACCUUUGUGGAUCUGUUGGACUCACUUGUUGGACUCGCCGCGUGGACUCACUCACUGGCAGACGUUCAGGUUCAGUCCUCUGCGCAUGCUAACGUUAGCAAGCAUAGCAUAUGAAAAGUGACGACACAAGCGACGACUUCCGGGUCAGAAAAUGAUUUUCUGUUUCAAGUUGUCAGGAAAGUGGUCAGAGACUUGGACCGAGGUUUAUUCAUGUGUGACACUGCAGUCGUUCACCAAAUCAUACAUUUAUGUUGGAAGCAAACUCAACUCCGAUCACAUGACUAAAUCCUGGAGAAAUCUUGUUGCUCCUCUCUUCUGGUCUUCUCGGCUAACCGAGGUCACGUGACCAGCUGGACUUCCUGACCCGCCCCGCGCUCAGGUCGUCGCGCCCAAUCAGCAUGGAACUCUCCUGAUUCGACUUUUUAACUUUCGUAUUUAAAGCCUUCUCCAGAGGUCCGUGUGAACGUGGCACCGAGUCUGAGGAGCUGGUAGGGAUUUUUAUUACUGUGUGGAUGGAUGUAGCGAAAUAAAGGCGACACCAAGACCCGCCUGACUUUUCGUGACGCACGUCUCUGAGGGAGCUGGCUCUGACCCAAGACCUCCUCCCAGGAGGCCCCAGAUGUUGUCGCUUCCACUUCCUCUUUCAUUCACCUCCUGCCCUGCUCAACUUUCUUCCUCCAGGCCCCUCCCUCUCCUGCCGCUGUCAGUCAACCGAAGGAAGGGCCUCACAACCCUGGUGAGACAAGCGCACGCUGCAUCAACACCGAUGUUGUGACGCUGAUGUCGAAGUCGGUGGUUGAAACGGUCUUUUGGUGGAGAGACGGCAGGAGGUGGAAGGGAGUGAGAGGAAGUGAGGAAAUUCCUGUCAUGUCUGAACCGUCCCAUCAUCCUGUAUGUGUGUGUGUGUGUGUGGAGGUAUUAGCUUACAGUCGGACCGGCUGGCUGACACACACACACACACACACACUGCUCUCUUUCAUUAUUACCCUCCGCCUCACUUCACCUCUGAGCUCCUGGCUGACGUUCAUUCAUGCUGCUCUCCCUCAAGGGAAGAGAGGGGGACACUGGGGGGAGCAGAAGAGGGGCUCAGUGACUGGACUCACCGGCGAAUAGAAACAGUCGGGGUCCAGUCAGUGCUGCUGGAGGAGACUGGAGUAACAGGAGGAGAUUCAACCUCAUGUUUUCCUCCAGGAGAAACAGUCCAGGCAGUACGAGUUCCUGCAGACAUGGAGUAGUACUCAGGGAGCUGUAUUUGUAACAGUCAAAGUAGCAGUUGCAGCAGCAGUUGUAGUUCUCAGAGUAGUAAUGGUGUGUGGGGUUGUAGUAGUGGUGCUAGUAAUUGUUGUAGUCAUAGAGGCCAUAGUUGUGGGUGUUGAUCAUGGUAGUCAAGUACCAGUAGGAGCAAAUAUGACGGUAGAGCAGUGCCACCAAGUUGUAGUAUUGAUAGUAGUAGUUGUUGCAGUUAAAGUACUAGUUACAGUUGAGGUAGCAGUCAAAGUUGUACAAGUAGUAAUGAUUCUGGUGAUAACUGUAGUACCAGAAGAAGUUGUAGGGAGUGAUGAUGGUAGUAGCUGUAGUCUAUCAAUACUCGUCAUACUUCUGGUAUUAUUUCUAUUACUACAAGAAGUAGUAAUGGAUGAUGUUGAAGUUCAGCAGUAUCUAUGGAGGAGCUCACAGUAGUCAGACCUAUGAUGAGGGCUGUGUACUCUGGGUGGCAGUCGUACUUGUUCUAGCCGAGGUUUUGCUUGGUGUGUUGUACAGUACAGCUGGUGUAGUUCUCCCUCCUCCAGCAGCUCCAGCAGGAUCACUGCUCUGCUCUGGACUCUGGACUCUGGACCCGGCGGAUCUGAGCGGCUCAGUCUGGAUCAGAAAUCUCUUGUGACUGACAGAGCAGACCUCCUUCUCUUGCGUCAUACAUUCUGGGCCCUGGUCAUAAUGUUUAGCGUUCGAGCUCCUAGCUCUGUUUUAUAUUUUACUUGUAUUUACUUUCUUUAUGAUUUGUUUCUCACUUUCCUCUGAGGUUGUUUUUAUCUCGUAUUUCAUGUUGUUUUAUUUUCAUAGUAACUGUUUUUAAAACUUUACUUCUUCAGUUAAUGACGGAUUUGCGCCGUGAAACUCCAGCAUUCCUCCCCGUCUCUCUCCAUCGGCCCUGAACUCAACAGUCUCCAGAGGUGAGGUGACGGUCCCGUGGCCUCAUGAAGUGCGAGCUUGUUCCCCCACACAGGCGCUCACACACCUGAGCUCCCGCCUGUGAGCCCGGACUUCCUGCAUGAGGAAGUCGGGCUUGACCCCAGACGCGACCCCAGCCCACAUCAGAGCCGCCACGCGCACGUCACUCACCCACCUGAAGGUCGCGUUUCCCCAGAGUGGAGCCGCAGAUGUUUGGGAUUAAACCUCCGAUUACUGCUUCACACCGGGCGCUCCGAGUCAUGGCCCAGACUUGAGUCAAGUUACUUGAAUUGUUAUUCUAAAUGAGUCAUUUUAAUUUGACUCAUCAUCACUGCACUCUGCCUCCCUCUAGUGGUUAAACACCUGCCCAGCAGGCUCGCUUGAAAAGCGCUUUCUACAAAAUAAGAUCCAAAUACCGAGGGACCGGAACAUUAUGACCACAUUGACAGAACCCACUCAUCACUAAACUGCUUGUCUAAGGUCACGUGUCAAAAUAUGUUCAGUCACUGCGAGGACAUUCACUUUUUAUUAGUGUGCGCGAUGGAAAAAAACAUAGAUGAUAUUCACAUUUAUGUACACGUGUCUGCCUUGAGCGCGCGCCUCAUCUCUCCUGGAGGAAUCGGAUCUGAAUGUUGUCGAUGCUGCUGGGUUUGUUGAGCCGCUUCAGCCGCUGGAUGCCUGCGCGCGCACACGGAGGCAAACUCUUCAUGAAACCAGUCAAUGAAACUGUAGCAUGAAAUGCUGGUGUUCGCCGCAAGAGGGCGCGGUCCUCGGACGUCUUCACGGCCGCCCAGUAGAUGGCGCUCGUGAUCGUCACGCUUACCUCUGAGGAGCAGGUACCAGGCAGGUGGGCUGGCAAGGUCCCGAUCCUGCGACACCAACCUCCUGCCGUCUGCGCCGGAGGGAGAGGGUGAGAGUCAGCUGAGUGUUCACUUGGUUCCAGAGCGUGAGACUCACGUUUGCCCUUCAGGUACAUCAUGGACUGAGGACCCCAGUGGAUGUUGAGCUGCAGAGGAGACAGUGGCGGUUGCUGGAGACCAGUCCAAAUAACUGGGCAGGGCUAACUGGGUUCCAGUUCGGUUCAGAAGUGAGCCAUGUGUUUCAGAUGCUUAGGUUUAGGGGGAAGCGAUGAGAGGUCCCCACAAGGAUAGAGACACAGACGUGUGUGUGUGUGUGUUACCUUCUGUGUGAGACAAGAGUGUAGCAGCAGCGAGAGGAUCAGGGAGCUUGUGCACACGGCUGCAGUGUUCACCAUCUGGAAGAGAAACCAUCUCCAGUCAGGCACAUGAACAUCCGUGUUCCUCUUCUCCAGGGUCAGGUCGCGGGGGCAGCAGCAGGCGUGAAGAGCUCCAGAAACUUCCAUCUGAUCUGAAACCACAGCUCUCCCAGUGUGUCCUGCGUCUGCCCCGGGGCUUCCUCCCAGGUGAGCGCCUCGCUAGUCCAGGAGUCAUCAGCACAGGUUCUCCUCCGAGUCUCUCCUGGAUGGCUGAGCUUCUGGUCUGAAACUCUGGUUCUCAGGGUCCCUCCAAAGCUGGAGAAACCCACGAGUCUGAGGAGAGCUUUGUCUCCUGGCUCAGCUCUUCCUCCACCACAGACAGAGUCCUGAUCAGGGCCUUCAAAUGGCUGCCAGGCCAGACCUUGGACCCCCCGGUUCAAGAAUCAUUUACAUGUAAUCGAACUGGAGGAACUCAGGAGGAGGAGACGCGACCACGUCAGGACGAGAGAGAGACGGAGAGAAGACUGACACACGCGAGGUGAACAUGGUUCAGAACACGGACUGGGACUGUGAAUGACAACACACACUCCACACUCACCAUCUCCGGCUUCUCUCCGCUCCAGUCAAGCGAUUGUGGGUCUCACCGAGGUUCCGAGCGGCUUAUAAAGCCGGGCCGCGGCGGGGGUUCGGCCCUGGCCCCCGGUGAGUCCCGGCAGGGCUCCUGUUUACUAGCGCUGGACUGGAACAUCACAACAACACUGGCUGACGUCACGGCCGUGAUCUGCUCUCCGGAACAUUGAUAGCUGCCUGUGACUCCAGCUGGACCACGAGCUGUUGACCCGGAGAGGCUUCCCAGAAACGACACACCCGCCGGACACUUCCGAUCCUCCCACACAUGAGGUCAGAGGUUGCAGGGGGCUGUCCCAGCGAGUCGGGGUGAGAGACGGGAGGCACGUCUCUUGACAAACACACACUUUAAUGACGGACCACCGCUGUAACAGUCGCCGCCACCGCUGUUGAUGGAGACAGCGCGACUGGAGUCACUCUCCUGGAAUGGAUUGUUUCUCAUCGAUGUUUCGACUCCGGGAACUGUCAGACGUGGCUCUCACUUUGGCUGGAAAACAUCCUCCUCGUUCACCUGAGAGUUUGGAAUCAAUCAAAUUAAAAACACUUCGGUGUGAGUGUGUUCGACACCUGAGUAUCAGAAUCAGAAUAGAAUUUAUUGAUAUGGUCAGUGGGGGUUCCACCAACUAGGAUUAUUAUAGUAUGAGAGCGAAAUACAAAAAAGAAAAAUGAAAUUAAAAAAAGCCUGGUGCCUCGGUUUUCGAUCGUCUCAGUAUUCAAACAAAAAUUUCUAGAUUUUUUUGCUUGAACGAAAAUUCAGAACUGGAACGCCCCCGAAAAAAGCUGGAAAAAACAUAACGUGCGCGGACCGAUCAGCCGACCCACGACGCGCUUUGUUAUUGUGUAUAACGCAGCCUCUGUAUGUAGACGUGUCCCGUUAGCUCCAUUUACUGACUGUUUCUUCUUCAUACUGAGGUGUAAAACCUUUCCUGUCUCCACACUGGACCGUGGUAGAGUGUCACAGGGGAGGUGCUGGAGCGCUCACUCCAGGGUUUGAUGUCCUGUUGUGGGCUGGAGCUGGGACAGGGAUGAGGCCAGUCUGGGACAGAGCGUGACUUGGUUUAUGACUUUGUCACAGCCAAACUGCACAGAAGCGCACAUUCAGAGCUGGACACGCACCGGGCACCUCUUCCCUUCUGGAGAGACGUCACUCACUCGGCAACCCCUCCCACAUGCAGCGGCCACACACAUAGAGGAACAGCCACCUGCAGCAGACACUCGACAUUCACUCCUACAAAAGACUAUUUUAAGGCUUGGAACGCAUUAGUUCUUUUUCCAUUCAUUGUCAUGGGAAAAAUCGAUUCAGAUUGCGAACAAAUCGCUUCUGGAACGGCCGCCUGGAACGGAUUGUGGUCGAGAACCGAGGUACCACUGUAUAAUGACAAUAACAAAAUUAAAAAAUAAUGUUUUCAGAGUGAUCAUCUGUUGUUUACUAGACAAUCUUUGGCGCCCACCGCGUCAUCAUCCUGUUGAUAGAAACCAUCUCCCACAUGCAGUCAAAAGUGAACUUGGAUUAAAACUAUUCCCAGACGGUCCUGCUGCCCUUGUAUCCAGGACUUCCACUGGGUCUUUGUGAGUCGCUCAGGAUCACCCGGCGGGAUCCCCAAUCCAUUGUCCCGAGACGUCCCUCAGGACCUCCUCAACAGGGUGGUGUAUCGAUGCCCCGCCAGAGAUGUGAGCUGAUGUCAGAGACACCUCCAGAAUCAGAUCUUCGGCUCCAGGAUGGGAUGGGUCCACGGCGUGGGGACAUUGAGGACAGUGCACGUCCAGACAGAAAACAACCAGGAUCACGACAGAGGAGAGAGGGGUUCGCUGACCUGCGGCACAUUAAGGGUUGGCAAGUUCGUCGGAUGUCACGGAGGACGGCAGGCUGUCCAAGGCUCCCAUCUCUGCACAGCAGAAACAUGCAGCAGUUCAAUCCUGACGUGCAAAUGAUCGGCGGGAAAAUACCUUUAAGUUUGAGGUACGACAGGAAGUCGAUGACAGUGUGGAUGAUGUCUUCAUCUGCUAUCCUGAGGGCACCUGCGGGCCGAAGCAGCACAGACGUUCAGGUCUUCACCCUCACAGUCAUGACAUGAAUUGACACGACAAAUGUUUAAGAGGAGAAGUGAUUGCUCCUUUGAGUUUUUGAUGUGAUUUUGAACCUGAUGAAUGGAAAGCUCACAUAUAAUCCCAAUUCAAACCGUCUGUUUGAGGAAGUGUUGGAAGAGGAUGCUCCGAUCCGUCUUUUAUGGACCCGACACCGAUAUUGACACCUGGGCUUUGGGUCAUUGGUUGAAUUACAAAAUUACUGUAGACAGAUCAUGAGAAGGUGUGUCUCAAAAAGACGCGUGAAAGAGAAGUGAUGGUGAAAAAGAAGAAUAACAAACGGAUCUAUGAAUAAUAUAAAGACAGAAAAGAUAUGUUUGCAUCAGCUGCGUGUUUAUUUUGACAGUGGAUGUUCUGGGAAAUUCCUGUGCGUUGUCUGACAGAACAGCCGUGAAGCAGUGAGUUGUCCGCUGUCGCAUGAUGAUCUGAGAACAAUGUUGCUGAUGACGUUAAAGCUCGAUGCGAAAGCUUCAUUGAUGGAUGACCUCUAACUUUUUUUUUGUGGCAGGAGCUACAGACCUGUCCUGAAGUCCUCCUCCUGGCCCAUGUCUCUCUUCCCGGCCAGGCCCGGCUUGUCUCCCAGGCUCCUGUGUCCAUCUAUGCCAUCUGGACAACAGGAAGAUCCUCCGCUGCAGUUUCUACCUUGGACAGCGCCGAAAACCCCAGAUCUGUCCAGUUACGUGCCUCUAUUGAAGUGGAACAGUUGCUGCUGCCAUGAGGCCGACCAUGCAGACAGCUGUGAGACGUUUCUUUUUUCCUUAGUGCUUUUUUUACUUUUACAUUUAAUUAUUAGAUUAGUUGGCCUUUAUUGUACGUGUAAGUGGUAUUCCAAAUAUAAGUCUAUUUAUUUACAUUUUUAUAUCAUGUGUAGAAUUCCUUGUUGGCUUUUUUUUUGUAUAUUUUGGUAUUUAUGAAUUUGUUAAAAAAAAUAGCCUAUAACGUAAAGCAAAAUAUAUAUGAAUGUAUAUAUAAAUUGAAAUUUAAUUAUGCAUUUUUUAUAUAAUGUUUUUGUUUUAUACUUAGCUAUACCUUAUUUAAAAAUACCUUUAACAACUUAUUAAUAAAUACAUAUUUUGCUUUAUAUAUAUAUAUUUUUUCAUAAAUAUCUAAAUAUACAAAAAAGGUAUCAAGGAAUUGAGUCUUGUUUAACUGAAUAACUGAAGCACUAAAAAUAUAAAUCAACAACUCUCACGAUGAAAAGUGUGAGAUAAAAUGCAGACGCCAUCUUUGUUCUGUUGUAGUGGCAGACCGUGCAGGUGGCCUCUACUGCCACCUUGUGUUUGUUUUUGGCUAAUGCAUAGCGCUAAAAUGCCCAGAUCUGCUUGUCUACAGGUUACUAAUUGUUUUAUAAAAAUAUGGAAGUAAAAUAUACUAAUUCAUGUUUGUUUACUUUAAAUGAUGCAUAAAGUGCAGUAAACAAAUAUAUAAAUAUAAAAUUGUGAUGUUGAUAUCAAUGAAAGGAUGUACUUUGUGAGCUGUUAAAAAUGUUAUGACUCAAUUUUAAAUGAAUAAGUAAUCAUUAUUUCUUCUAAUACAGAUAUUUAAUACCUUAAAUGCAUGUGUUUGUGUGUGCGCUUGUGCGCAGUACUUACGGGGACCUAACAGGUAUCCAGCGCUGUUGAGGGUCCAGCCUCGCUUGUCCUUCGCCUGCACAGCAGAGGAAGCAUCAGAGCGUCAAGUGAAGCAACAAAUGAAUGAAUGAAUGAGCCGUCAUUCUGUAAGGCGCUUCAUUUGAAUUCCUACUGAUGUUAGUGCUGCCUCCUGCUGGCCAGCGCUGAGAGUCACAGGCUCUGCAGUGUCUGGUCAGGUGUUGACAGUUCAAACUCAGCUUCUCACUGCUGUGCAUGCAACAAGUGGCUGCCUGUUGGCUGGUGCGACGUCAUGAAGGGCGUCUGAGCUCAACGGAAAUGAUGACUUUUUGUGUUGAAGCUGAAAGUGUUUUUAUGCUGGGGGCGUGUCCUCCCAGUCGGGCCAGACAGCAGGUCCGCAUCUGUCUGUCAGGGCUGAGUGUCUCAGCCACACCCACCGUUCUGAGCGUGACGUUGGGAGAGCUGCGCAAAUUUCCCAAAAAGUAAUGAUUCAUUUAACCAAGCCGUCUAGCAUUGUUUCUGCGGAGACGGAAAUGACCGAAUUUCUGCAAGGUUUUUCUUUUUUUAAUUCCUCGAUAUAUAUAAAAAGGUGCCUAAAUUAUAAUGGUGUCGUGGUUCAUUUUUUCACAGCAUGUACACAGAUGGUCUCAUCACCAUUUUGAUGACAAAUUGAGAGUCAAUCCAUAUGAUCAGUAUCGGUUAUCGGCAGCAAAAAUCCCGGUCGGAGCCUCCCGGGUUUGUGGUCCAUGAUUGGAGUGUAGCAUGGAAAUGUGACGCUGCUGUCAAGUACGAACUUGUCGCCUCUGCAUCAGACUGAAGGAUUUUUCUUUUGAAAGAAGCUCUACUCAGAUUUUUUUUCUCCAAUUGUAACUUGAUUUGUGUUUUAUUUAUUUGCUCAGAUUGUUAUCUUUUCUAAACAAUCAACUUCUCCGGAGUUCCCGAGAUUUUCCCACUUUCAGUUGCUGAACUGUCGAUGUACUUGAGUUGGCAGGAAACCAGUGACACCUAGUGAUGGAGCUCUCAGGUAAAGAGAGUAACAGGAUGUCAUUCCUCAGAAAUAUUCAUACAUUCAUCACCCGCCACCUCCUCCCUUUAACAAAAUAUAACUUCUGAAUUUUAAAUACUACAGUUUUUACUUAAUAGUUUUGCCUUUCGUUCAGCUGGAGUUAAGAAAAAAUGAUUUGUCUUUUAACUGCACUGAAAGGUGCAGGGAUUUACUUAAUUGUACAAUAUUAGAAACAGAAUACUGGCACUGAAAACAGACUUCAAUAUUUCAUUUUGUCAAUGUCUUUUUUCCCCUAUAUUCAAAGUGUGUUUUAAAUCAUUUAGUGACAGAGUUUUGUGUUUAGGAGCGGAAGUCUUACCGCGAUGACCAGCCCGAUGGUCUCAGACAGACUUGCACAGACGAUGAGCGACACGCAAAAAAUCCCAAAGCUCCUCUGCAUCUGUGAAGGAAAGUUACAACAUGCUGAAGCGUCUUCUUCACUUCAACAGGGAGGAAAUGCUGUCUCUUACCUUUGAAAGGAAAGUGUGUGUUGGUGUUUCCUCGCGUCGACUCUCAAGGUGUGUAUGUGUGUCUGAGUGGAGACAUGAGAGAAUCCAGCCACCUUUUAUUCCCACUCGCGCUCGAGAGCGCUCACAUGCACGAGCGUCAGCUGCUCCCCACCGACUUCAGGGACACGUCACUGACGGGCGAAGUCACUUUCAUCACUGGGGAGAGGCUUGAGAUGAGUUGGGCAUGACAAUCAUCAGUUUCAGAGAACAAAAGUCACUGCAAAUAUAAAUAUAUAUAUUAAUAAUAUUCAAUAUUAUUAUAAUAAAUAUAUUCUCAUUUUAUAAAACAGAGGUUUUGUUCUGACCUGGCAGUUGCAUAUGAAGAUUCAUACCUCAGAUGUUUAAAACAAGUGUUAUUAACUCCUACAUCUGGAUCAUGAUAAUCUGGAUUUGAACCGCUCAUUGGACAGCGCUAAAAAUGAAAAGAAAUGAAAACUGAGUUUAUUACAAUAUUCAAUUUAUUUUGGUUUAAUGAUUUAUGAUUGACACCUAAAUGAUGAAUGAUUUUAAUAGUCGGAUAUCAAACUUUUUAAUGGCGGUUUCAGACAUCCUGUUCCCCAAACUACAGAAGCUGGAAUCAGACUUUGUCUUCACUUCAACCUUCACCCAGUCUUGCCUCAACCUGGAUCUGAACCCCCGUCCUGCAGCACUGACCGCUGCACCACUGUGCUGUGCAGACGAUGAAGUACAGGCUUAAACUGUCAACUGUGUUAGUAUAGAUCCACAUUAGAGGAUGAAACGCUGCUGUUCAACCUCGGGAGACUUUCAGGGUUCAGCACAAAUUUGAGGAUCAAUUCCAUGACAGAAUUCAGUGAUCUGUUCUCCAGCUGACGUCAGCUUCAGAGUCCUCAUGUUGCGGAUUAUCGUGGUGUUCCAUGUGUCAUUGACUUCCCGUGUCUUCACAGCACUUCAGAUAAGUGGUCACACUUCGCUCUGGUCUUCCCGGCAACACCUGAGCGUCGAGAGGAGUCCUGACGAUUUCCUGUCAGCGACGGUCAGACGUGAUGAGCUGUCCGAGCACAGACCCGCGGGUGGCACCAUCACUCCCAGAACAAGAGUGCAGCCGGGAAGAAGGUGUUCGCCCGGUCACGCAUCCAUAUAGCAGCUGGAUGGAUCAAACUUUAAUUUGCCAUGGACAACAGCGAACCUCGCCUGACUGGCCGCGCUCGUCCUGACGUCAUCACCACAGCACAGGAGCUGGUCUUCACCUGGCGCUACAUCUCGCUGGAUUCACUUAGGAUCGGUCCGAGUGUCACGCUGGUGCUCUGGCUUGUGUCCGGCCCGGGACCCUGCUGUCAGCUGUAGACCUCUCAAUCCGGUUAGCACGGCCAUUAUGAAAAGGUCUGCUGUAUAAACCAUUGACCCGUCUGGAUCCACGUCUUCAAAUCAGCUUUGCUCAGAGAGGGAUCACUACGGCAAUGGUGCAGCUUCAUCACUGAUCUCUCUCUUUCUGUUUUGCAUGGAGCUCCAAUUAUAUCGAGCGAGAGGAAGCACAUCUUUAGGGAUUACUGAGGUUUUAAAAAAGAAAUUGUGGCUCUGCACUGUAACAUCCAGGGAAAGCUGUGGUUGGUUCAAAAAAGUGUAUUGAAUUUAAUUUUCAUUUUGUAAUUAAAACGAAUGACAUAUACCUAAAAUGGUAUUUGAAUAUAGUUUCACAUCAAUUUUAUUGAAGGAUUCUGAGUGUAAAUCAGAAUAUCUUGGUCACAAAACUGUCACAUAUACCUAUCAUAUAAAGGCACUUUAUCAAAUGUAUUUUGGAAAAUGUAUUUUGAGCAAGUCAAAAUACAAAAAAUGUAAAACAUGUUGGCUGUAAUGAGUAAUAGUUCCUGGAUAUUUUGGAUUGUAUUUGUCCUCACUCGGUCCUUCUGCCUCCCAUUAGUGCAGCGUGGCCUGCAGCAGCAGACCUUCUGAGCAGGACGGCGCUUCUGCAGCAGCUUCAGUCCUGGAGUCAGGCGGACGACACACCGUGACAGCCACAGACACACACAGCAGAACAGACUCGCAACCUUUUGACAAAACGAGUUCUCAUCUGAACGCGGGUGGGCCGAGGCCUUCAGUUGAGAUUUAACUGCUGGUUUCAUCUAAUGUCUCCUGACGCCUCUGUUGGUGAAUAAAUCCACAAAUAUUUGGAAUUAAUUCACAAUACCUGGCGGUUUUUAUAAUUUUAACUACCUAGUUUAUAAAAUGCUGCAGAUAUUUGCUUUUUAUUUCAUCCUAUAUUCAACAAUGUUUAUGUAUUUAUAUACGCUGUGAUUUAUUGUUCAUGAUUUCAAAAAACGUCAAAGUGCCGAAACCCGGGACCUUUAGAUCUUCAGUCUAACGCUCUCCCAACUGAGCUAUUUUGGCUCGUUUGCUGUGUGUAGCUCAGGGCCGGGUCGUGGGGGCAGCAGCCACUGAAAUGGGGGGCCAUUUAUUUUUUGCAUUUGUAUUGUUAUUAUGGCAUUCAGUUGAUUGAUUGAUAUCAUGUUUUCCCUCCUUUUUAUUGUCCAUUAUUCAUUGAUCUUGUUUGAUCCUUUUUAAUUUAACCAUCAACAAAGGCGGAAAGAAUCCCUUCAGUUGCAAACCGUGUCCUUAAGAAAGACAGUGAAGACCAAAAUGUACUGGUCAAACUAUGUGCUUCCUGUGUCACCACUUUCCAGCGGUCACUGCCGGCCUGAAUCAUGGCAGGUAAUAGGUCUCCCCAGGUGACCCCCUUCCCCCUCAUCUUCAAAUGCUCACCUUGCUAUUGUGGAGAGGAAGCUUGAGGAUAAUGUCCUUUGUGUUGGUGCAAAUCCUACACUAGCACUUAGCGCCGCACGUCAUUAGCAUUUAGAGAGACGGGAUCAGCCCGGGAUCCACACACUCUUGAGAUCCGUCAGAGGUCCUAAGACCCACACUCACAAAAGCAUGGACCAGAAUGAAAACAGAUUUCAUAUUACUGUUCUAUUUUGGUUGAAUGGCCUGCCUGCGUCACAGCGGAUCUUCAGGGUGACGGAGCGGAGGGGACAUCAGGACGACGGCUUACGUGAGUUCCUCUCCGAUACCUGUUCCUCUACACACCUUCAGUUGUGACUGCCCUUUGGCAAGGUGCUUUCAAUGCCACUUUAUUUACUCUCUUUAUGUUCACUUCGUCAUGUUUGGUUCCCAGUUGAGAGACCCCCAUCGUCUUGACUCACCCUCUCAACCCCACCAUGGUCCAGGUUAGCGUUGGACCUGAUCUUACCUCCUCCAGUGAGGUUCAGCCGGGCGCUCCAAAGUCCAGGCUUCUAUCUUGUGGCCAUUUUCUGUCUUUCUUUUCCCAACCUAAGAGGUUCUUCAACCACACUAAUGUCUCGUGCGGCUGGGAGAGCGUGAGACAGAAGCCCUGCUUCAAUCCUGGAGCAUGACAGUUUGCUGCAGUGGACAACAAACUCUCUACUUGCAUCUGGAUUGAGCUGCGAGUGAUGGGUUUCUCAUGAUUCCUUUCGUCGGUGGGAGGCUCCAUUGCCUCAUCCAACUCUUGUUUACGACGGUAUUUAAAGGGCCUUUAUGUGAGACUGAAGUAGGAACAAGAAUUCCUUUCAUUCAGUCUUUCAUUCAGUCUGUCCAAAAAAUGUAAUGUGCUGACAACAGCCCACUCUUGUGAUGUCAUCGAGGCUGCUUCUUGCUUGGUGCAACACUGCUUGUCGAUACAUGAUCAGGUCCGCUGCCUGCUCAGUGGAGCACGUUCCACACACUUCCACCUUUCAGUGUAAAAAGUCGAAGGACAUUGUUUAUCUUUCUCUCCGAGCCUCAACACCGGAUCAGAUGAAUCCUCAUCGAGGCGUUGUGACGACUGCUGCCACAAGUGCGUCACAUAACUCCUCGAGCGAAUCGUGUUCUUAACGGCUCGUAUAUGUUUAAUGACAGUGUCGACCACAGACCCUUGAAAUGACGGACGGCCGUCGUCACCUUCUGUUAUUACAAGUACGUUCAAAUUACACUUAAUCACUGGUCAUUAAGGCCAUCUUCAAACGAAGCCGGCGUCCGGACACAAUGGCGCGCUGCAAUUAUGUGUCAUUUGGGAGAGGACGGAAUAAUGAUGCUCUUCUCUUUGCUUGCGAGCAUAUUUACGACGUGGCCCUUGUUCUUCUCUGAAGCGGCCGCCACAGAUGGAUUGAUGGAGAAAGUUGGCAGCGAGGCCCGGUCUGUCGUCUGCAUGGACCGUCUUCACCAUGGAGUGGAGUCACUUCUUGUGUGACUCCGAUGUCUCGGUUCGUGCCCUUUACACAGCACGUGUUGAUGUGUCUUCUGUGUUGCUCUCACAGGGAAGAGGGAGAAGAAGCGAGUGAAGUUAACUGUGGCACCUUUGUGUGAGAUAAUUAUGGUUAUUUGUGAUGGAUCUGUCCGCGACUUAUGAAGCUUCUGGGCCUCUGAAUAGAAGUGAACGUUCAGUCGUGGUGAGUCUCUCCUCAGUGCUCGAUACACUCCCAGCUCUUCUUAGUUCUUAAAGGCAUGGUGAUGCGUUAGGUCUCAUGGCGACAGAGUCAUGACAAGCCAACCGAAAGGUCCCUGGUUUGAUGCCUUCGGCAGCGCCGCUGAGCCUUUAGCCCAACAUGGUCUCUGUCUCACCCAGUUCAGUUACCUGGCUUACAAACCUUUCCAAUCAGCUGGUGAAAGUGACUGUUGAGAGGCAUCUUAAACGCUGCUGCCAGGUCUAAUGCUCUCCCAACUGAGCGCCUUCAUAUAUGCUGACGAUACCUCGAUGUGGUUCCGUGUUAGUGUAUGUGUUGUGUGUCCCUGUAUGGACCACUGAUCCACAACUCUUGGUGACAUCACUCGCUUCUCAACAACAGUCUUUCCCCGGUCCAUGUAGCAAACAGCAGACAAACACCACGACCACUCACUCGAUCCAAGUCUCGUCCUGGAUCAGAACCUUGUCUUCUCUGGAGCUGCCGCCGCAGAAGACAGAGUUGUGACAUUCUCCCACCUUCACGACCGUGGCCCUGCUGUGACCCGGUCGUCCAGUCAAGAUCUAAAAUAGUCAUUCAUGCCAAAACCCGGGGUUGAACCAGGGCCCUUUAGAUCUUCAGUCUAACGUUCUCCCAACUGAGCUAUUUCGGCUUGUUCAUACCAUUCUUUCAUUCAACAGAUGGCGCUCUGUCCUCCAUCUAAACUCCAAAAACUAGUUUGGUAGCAACCGCAGACCCUUCUCCUAGACCAGAACUGUAGCUCGAACGUCUCAGCAUCCACUUUGACUCUUUGACUCACUUGCAUUUGACCAUCAAAUGAAAUAAACACCACUGUUUGCUUCAGUGACAAUGAUCUUCAUCUUAACCUGUGUUAUUGUCCAUCCGUCUCACAGGCUCAUCCUAAAUGCUAACAUAAAGUAGAGUUAGUUUGGUGUUGUUGUCAACACUGAUAAGGACAUCACUUCAUUGGAGUCGAUAAAAACUUGAAUGACAAAAAAUGUCACAUUCUAAAAGACAUUUUACUUGGAUUUUAUUGUUGGGUUUGCUUGUUAACUGAUAAUAUGGUGUUUCGUCUGUAUUUAUGCUUCUAUAUUUCAAGUGUUUCUGUAUUUCUGCAUGUGUGUUUUGUGCGCUGGAUACACAAAUGUCGACUGUUCUCGAUUGAAAGAGCAAGAGAAGAAGCGAACAAACGUGACUGUGCAGCGCAGAACGUUAACAUGUGUCUGCAUUGCCGCUCCUCGCCUGCAGUGGGCAGUAAACUCACAAACGCGCUCGGUGACCGCAGCGGUGGGGUUGUUUGAACCUUCGCGCUUGCCGUCACCGGAAGUUCUCGUGUGGUAGCGUAACACAACAGCAAUUGUGAUUCAGCGUCCGAAAUACUCUUCUUGUCCCCCGGUAUCGACAAUAUAAAAACACGUGGUAUUAUUGCAGUCUGCUACAGCGAAGUA